Messenger RNA from Myripristis murdjan (pinecone soldierfish), 3398 nucleotides. RefSeq names its product actin related protein 3B (gene actr3b). The record is from RefSeq and is a predicted model, not a curated record. The transcript is spliced from 12 exons. Bases 538 to 1794 code for a protein of 418 amino acids. Lineage: Eukaryota; Metazoa; Chordata; Actinopteri; Holocentriformes; Holocentridae.
GCUGUCAUCUCACCAGCAGAUAACGGGAAUAUCCCGGACCGAGAGAGAGACAGACAGACAGGCAGGCAGGCAGACAGACAGGCAGGCAGACAGACAGACAGACAGAGAGAGGAGGACGAGUCGCGUAGCUGCUCAGAUUAAUUCCGUUACCUAACCAAUAAACCGGAUGAAUAUUAAACAGUGACCUGGUUUGUUUACAGGGAGAAAACGACUGGAGCAGAGGAGAGAGAGACAGACAGAGAGAGAGACAGACAGAGAGAGAGACAGACAGAGAGACAGACAGACAGAUAGAGAGAGACAGAGAGACAGACAGACAGACAGACAGACAGAGAGACAGACAGACAGGGGAGGGAGGGAGGACAGACCAGGAGAAGAGGAGCUCUAUCAUCCCGUCCUCCGCUCCUGCUCCGCCUGCGAUGCCUCCCCGGCGGGCCGCUCCGGCACAUUCGUGACUCGACCCGCCCAGAGGAGCCGCCGCCGCCGCCGCCGCCGCCGCGGAGCGCCGAGCGCCGGGCGGAGCCGCAGCAGAAACCCAACAUGUCCCUGCAGCUUCCGCCCUGCGUUAUAGACUGCGGGACCGGGUACACCAAGAUCGGCUAUGCUGGAAACACCGAGCCACAGUUCAUCAUGCCCUCCUGCAUCGCCAUCAAGGAGUCGGCCAGCGUGGGCGAGCAGGCCCAGAGGAGGCUCGUCCGCGGCGUCGACGACCUCGACUUCUACAUCGGAGACGAAGCCAUCGACAAACCAAACUAUGCAACCAAGUGGCCUAUCCGUCAUGGCAUGGUGGAGGACUGGGAUCUGAUGGAGAAGUUCAUGGAGCAGGUCAUCUUCAAAUACCUGCGGGCCGAGCCUGAAGACCACAGCUUCCUCAUGACGGAGCCUCCUCUCAACACUCCGGAGAACAGAGAGUACCUGGCAGAGAUCAUGUUUGAGACCUUCAACAUCCCCGGGCUCUACAUCGCCGUGCAGGCGGUCUUGGCGUUGGCGGCCUCCUGGACGUCCCGGCAGGUUGGAGAGAGAACGCUGACCGGCAUCGUCAUCGACAGCGGAGACGGAGUCACUCACGCCAUUCCUGUGGCAGAGGGCUACGUGAUUGGCAGCUGCAUCAAGCACAUCCCCAUCGCGGGGCGGGACAUCACCUUCUUCAUCCAGCAGCUGCUGAGGGAGCGCGAGGUGGGCAUCCCCCCCGAGCAGUCGCUGGAGACCGCCAAGGCCGUCAAGGAGCGGUACUGUUAUAUCUGCCCAGACAUUGUGAAGGAGUUCACCAAGUACGACUCCGACCCGGGGAAGUGGAUCAAACAGUACCGCGGCGUCAACGCCAUCAGCAAGACCUCGUUCCACAUCGACGUCGGCUACGAGCGCUUCCUGGGUCCUGAGAUCUUCUUCCACCCCGAGUUUGCUAACCCAGACUUCAUGCAGCCAAUCUCAGACGUCGUUGAUGAGGUCAUUCAGAGCUGUCCAAUCGAUGUCAGGAGGCCCCUGUACAAGAACAUCGUGCUGUCUGGCGGCUCCACCAUGUUCAGGGACUUUGGCCGGCGGCUGCAGAGGGACCUGAAGCGGGUGGUGGACGCCCGACUGAAGCUGAGCGAGGAACUCAGCGGAGGACGGAUCAAGCCCAAGCCCAUGGAGGUGCAGGUGGUCACACACCACAUGCAGCGCUACGCCGUCUGGUUCGGAGGCUCCAUGCUGGCGUCCACGCCCGAGUUCUUCCAGGUCUGCCACUCCAAGAAGGACUACGACGAGAUCGGUCCCAGCAUCUGCCGCCACAACCCCGUGUUUGGAAUCAUGUCCUGAUGGCAGCUCCACCGCGGCUAAAGGGCUAGCUGUUAGCCUAAUAGCCCACCGCAUUGUUAGCCUGCUAGGCUGUUAGCCUGUUAGCCUGUUGACCCACUCGGGUGUUAGCCUGCUGGCCUCUCAGCCUGUUAGAUUGUUAACCAGCGAGCCUGUCGUUAACCUGUCAUCUGCUAGCCUGACAACCAGUUAGCUAGCCUCUUAGCCUGACAGCUAGCCUGUUCAUACGGUAGCCCACUAGCUGCUAGCCCGACAGCCUCAAAAGUGUCUCAGAGUGAGGAGCGUCUCCGCUGAAGCCCAAACCUGAGAGAGGCUGAUGGAGAUGAUCUCUGAGAUGCUUUUGAGGAAAGUUCACAGCACAGCGUCCGCCCAGCUAAGGCUGCGUUUACACCGCGUGCGUCUGAUCCUGGCAGUCUGCACAGGAAACACAUUUACCUGCUCAGACUGCCAGCACAUCUCACCUCACAUCACACCGCCCAGUGACGUCCAAACUCAGCCAGGCACAUUUUCAAAUUCCCCUUUUUUUCCGUUUUAGCCUUCCGUCCACACCAAGCCGGUGUUGAAAACCGAACUCCAAUGUGUGUAGAUCUGAAAACUCCACCCUGCUGUGUUCAUGUGGGCGGGGAAAAUGGACCUGAGAUCGCCACGUGAUCUACGAACACCUCUGUGUUGUAGAGCGGAGGCUGGACGGGCUGGACGGGCGUGGACGGCGGCUUUCGGAAACCGGGGUGGAAACUCUGGCUUGGUAAAGUGCAGAUGGAAGGACAAAACGGCAUCUUCGGAUUUACCCGGCUUAUUGCGGACAUGGCCUCGGUCACCAGACGUCACCAGAUGAAGUCAUACCUAAUUUGCAUAUCAGUAAUCUGUUAAACCUGCAGUCGCCAGUCAUAGCAGCGGGAUUGAACCUGAUGCUGCGUUUGAGACGUCCUAGGAAAUCCCAGGACUUAUUAGGAAAAAUGUUCUCGCACGCGCUUCCCAGUGGGAACUCUCACUGGGCAGGUGUGGUUUCUGAUCUGAAGCCGCACAUGUUGGUGUGAGGAGCCGCUAACAAACAGUUUCAACCCACAUCUGAGCCUCACCUGAGCUCAGGUAGGUUUGGGGGUGUAGAUGCAGCCUUGCUGGUUCCGGAGCUGUCCCGCUCUCUCUCUCUUGGCCCAAACCUGGAAACUUCCUCACCUGCAGCCGGGACGCUCUCCGGUCCGUAAACAACCAGAGUCAGCCAAUCCGGUUUUGGUUGCAGUGUCAUCAUCUAGAAGCUCGACCUGCAUGACCGUUGCCCCGCCCCCCCGCAUCGCCCCGCCCCGCCAUGUCUGUAACAUCACUGUAGCUCUGAGGAUCAGGCUAAGCUUUCCAUCAACACUCAACAGCCCCAUGCACAUGCUGAGGUCAGGGGUCAGAGGUCAAAGGUGAGGCCCGAGAGGGGGAGGUGGCUCCGUUAAAGGGUCCCCGGUUUGUCCGUUUAUUUCACCUGAAGCUCCUCAGCGACACCUGGCCAGUCAGCAUCCCUGCGAGCGAACACGGCGCCAGCAGCGACUCGAUGAUCUUCAAAAAAAAAAAAAAAAUCACCGCUCCAGCUCAGAAAAAGUUUCCACGCGCGAUGAAGAAAC